Sodiomyces alkalinus F11 is the source of this 1416-nucleotide messenger RNA. Its product is annotated as 3-oxoacyl-synthase. The coding region runs from base 1 to 1248 and encodes 415 amino acids. Lineage: Eukaryota; Fungi; Ascomycota; Sordariomycetes; Glomerellales; Plectosphaerellaceae. The transcript is spliced from 4 exons. Gene Ontology annotation, molecular function: 3-oxoacyl-[acyl-carrier-protein] synthase activity. The record is from RefSeq and is a predicted model, not a curated record. Gene Ontology annotation, biological process: fatty acid biosynthetic process.
AUGGCGAUCACGCCCCUCGGCGUAGGUGUGAGGACGACAUGGAAUCGCCUCCUUGCGGGCGAAUCGGGCAUCACGAGCAUAGCGCAUUGGGAACCGCAGCAGCGAUGGCGUGAACUGCCCAGCACCGUUUCUGGACUCGUACCUCGCGACGAGUGGCGGCCCUCCGACUGGCUCAGCGCAUCCGAUCAACGACGUCUGCCGACCUUCGUCCAAUACGCCAUGGCCAGCGCGCAAAUGGCCCUCGACGAUGCCGGGUGGAAUCCCACCAAGGAUGAGGACAAGGCGGCGACCGGUGUAUGCAUGGGAAGCGGCAUUGGGAAUCUAGAGGAGAUGUACGAGACGAGCCUCGCUUUUCAGCAAGAUGGCUAUAAAAAAGUAUCCCCCCUCUUCGUGCCCAAAAUCCUCAUCAACAUGGCAGCAGGCCACAUCUCCAUGAAACACGGCUUCCAGGGCCCCAACCACGCAGUCACGACGGCCUGCACCACGGGGGCCCACUCCAUCGGCGACGCGAGCCGCUUCAUCGCCUACGGCGACGCCGACGUCAUGCUUGCCGGCGGCACCGAGUCCUGCAUCCACCCGCUCACGUUCGCCGGCUUCGGCCGCGCCCGCUCCCUCUCCACCGCCUACAACCACGACCCGCCCGCGAGCUGUCGGCCCUUCGACCGCGCCCGCGGCGGCUUCGUCGUCGCCGAGGGCGCCGCCGCCCUGGUCCUCGAGGAGCUGGAGCACGCCCGGGCCCGCGGCGCCCGCGUCUACGCCGAGCUGGCCGGGUACGGGUGCAGCGCCGACGCCUACCACAUCACGGCCCCGCGCGAGGACGGCACCGGGGCCACCAUGGCCAUGCGGGCUGCGCUCCGGCGGGCGGCUGUCGUUCCUGCGCGGGUCGACUAUGUCAAUGCCCAUGCGACGGGGACGCAGAUCGGGGACGCGGCCGAGGCGAAGGCGAUCCGCUCCGUGUUGCUUGGCGAGGACGGGAAGGAGAAGGAGGAGGAGGUGACGGUUAGUAGCACCAAAGGUGCCAUUGGGCACUUGCUGGGGGCGGCGGGGGCUAUCGAGGCGCUGUUCUCUGUCCUCGCUGUCAAGGAGAACAUAGUCCCGCCAACGCUGAACCUCACACAACCGGACGUGGGAGUCGAUUUCAAUUUCGUUCCUGGAAAAGCGCAGGAAAAGGAGGUUUGCGUCGCUUUGUCGAAUAGCUUUGGGUUUGGCGGUACCAACGCCACCUUGGUAUUCUCUAAGAUGAAGUAGCGAAUGAACUGAGGUACGGAGUAGUCGUGGUCGCUGGGAGUAUGGGCCUUGUCAUUGUGAAAUAGACUGUAUAUUUAGAACAUGGAAGGAAUUUGUGAAAUUUGUGAUACGAGCUGUACUAGCUCAGCAGCAUGAAAUAUAUAUCCGGUUGGGAGAAUACAAUUGAUG